Molecule: messenger RNA, 3587 nt
Organism: Chelonus insularis
Lineage: Eukaryota; Metazoa; Arthropoda; Insecta; Hymenoptera; Braconidae
Product: protein broad-minded-like
Exons: 8
Coding region: 55-3567 (1170 amino acids)
Source: RefSeq, a predicted model, not a curated record
AAUAAAAUAUUGUGAUAAUUAGAAGUGAAUCUUGAUGAAUAACUCAAAAGAUAGAUGAUGACAGAAUCAAAUUCCCCAUUUCGUAAAUGGUUGCAAAAAUGCAUUAAAGAAAAAUUUGAACAAGAAAUAACUUACAAACUAGAUGAAGAUGUUGACAUUGAAUCAAUUGUUGAUGAAAUAAUCACAACUGAAGACAUAAAACAAUUAGUUCAAGAUUCAAAAAAUUUUGUCAUCAAUGCUAUCAAUAAAACUAAUGACAAGAGUGUAAAAAUUAAUGACAAAUCAGAUGAAUUAGGAACUGGUGGUUCACUUUUAUCUGCAAAUGAUUUAUUCAACGAUGAUUGGAGUCCAUUUAAACCAAAUAGCGAUGAUUUACCUAUCAUUCUGGAUAAUUUAUCAACAAAAAAACCUGUACAUGUGCGAUUGGCUGGUUUUGAAGCUCUCUUAGAUGGAGAAUUAAUAAAUAAUUGUUCUGACGAAGUUUUUAGUGGGCUAAUUACAUCUUUAAGAGAUGGAAUCUCUGACAAUAGUCGGCCUAUUUUUGAAUCAAGCUUAAGAGUCUACUCAAAACUUUUGGAUUCAUCAAGAUCUUACGAUGCAUACACUAAUCUUGUAAACAUUUUUGAUAAUGAAUAUUAUUCUAAAAAAAUUAGUGAAACUCUUCCAAAUUUCAAUAUUGGCAUUAGCUUCAAAAUAUUUCUUCACGAAAAACUUUUCAGAAUUUUGUUUUUGAUCAUCAAACAUCAAAAACGAAUUUUAAAGACUAUGAGAACUGUUGAUAAGACAAUUGAAGAAAUGAUUGAUCAAUUUGUGGUUUUUGUUGCUUCUCAAAAUGUUUCUAAUGCUUUAACAAAGACUUUAAAUGUUCUUAAUUUUAUAUCUGUACUAGAACCACAAGCUAACUGGUCUAAAAAAUGGAUUCAUAACUUUUCUUCUCGUAAGACUUUUAUUUCAGCACUCGCUAAGUCACCUAAUUUAUUAGGAAUGGUCCUAGAUGUGGUAAAGAAAAAUUUGGAUAACCCACCAAGUGUAUUAACUUGUUCAAUAACUGAUGAUCCAUUAAAUUUUUUCAUUUCAAGUGAAACUAUUGAAGCUUUAACGUAUUUUCAUUGCUUGAACUUUCUUGCUCAACUGUACAGCUGUGUAUCUGGACGAAAUUUACUUAGAGAUAUUCAAAUAGAUUUACCAUCUUCGUCAGAAGAUUUUUUAUUUUCACUUGUAGGCUGUUUGAACAACAUGGCAUCAUCAUCAACAGCAUCUAGAGUUGUUUAUAAUGAAACCCAACAAGCUUUAAAGCUUAUUCUAAACCAACCAACGUUUCCAUGUGAUGCUAGACUUUUCCAUAUAGCUUUGAAUCAUUUAUUGAAAUCUAAUAUCAACAAUGGAACUAAUAUUUGGUCGCAUACAGUUGAUAUUUUAAACUUUAUGUUGAUGUCUAAUGAAGGAUUCCAUUUUUUGACGACUGAUUAUCGGAGUAAUUCUGCUAAAAUUGAACAUUCUAAGCCGAACUGUCCAAUAACAAUUAUUUUAAUUAAUACUUCUGAACUUUUACGUCAACCUUUUGCUGUGAUGGAUGUUCAACAGCUUGUUCGAAUCUUCAAAUUUAUUGAAAAUUAUUUUCAAGUGAUUGAAGACUUUAAUAUUGUUGAAGAUGCUAUUACAAAGCAUUUCUUUCCAGCUUUAGAAUUUUUUUAUCACAAAUUAGAUAAAUGUUCUAUUGGAUAUGAAAACUGGACUCAAUCCUUCGAUAAUGCCGCAAAAAAUAUGCUGUUGAAAGUUACUGCAAAUCCUUCAGGACUCCAAUUACUCUCAAAAUGCCCGUCAGUAUUUGAAGAAUUAAUCAGAAGCUCAAUUAAUCCUCUGAGAUACUCAUGGAGCUCCAAUGAAAUUGUUUCUUUCAUUUGCUCAGCAGCAUUCUUUGAAUAUGCUCAAAGAAUUAUUGUAGCUUUAAUUCCUCAGACUUUUUCGAUGUUUCUAACGGAUGUCUGCAGCAACCUAGAAAAUCCAGAUUUAUUCUUUGAUCCAUGGAAUGCUGAAAAUGCUAAAAAAUUCAUUCAUGUUAUUGCUUUAUUAUCUUUAAAUACUGAAUGUUUUAAUAUCUUUAUAAAAGAUUCAAAAGACGGUGCUGCUGAAGAUUAUGAGUAUCCUCGAAGUUUUUGUGAACUUUUAAAUUAUUCACUCCAUGGAGAUUCUCCCUUUCACAGUUUUAGUCUUCUAAUAUUAGAGAAUAUGAUCUGGAAUUUAGAUAUUUUGAUAAAUUUAUUACACCUCUAUGACCUUCAAACUCAAUUACUUCAACUCCAACGAGAAACAGUUUUAGAAGUCAGAAAGUACGAAGAGAAACUUGAAGAUGAAAUGAGUGAAUAUGAAAUGGAAGAGGAAAAAGAUAUCACUAAAGAAAAUGAACCAUUAGAAAACCAAGAAAGGCAUGAAAUAAUAGAAGAAACUCAUAAAGUAUAUGAGAUUAAUGAAUCUUCUUUUAUUCGUCAUAGAAUACUUGUCAAUUCUUAUUAUAUAAAACACAAAUUAAAUAAAAAAUUUCAAGUGCCUGAGCAAGUAAAACUUUUCUAUACAUUCCCACCACCAGAAGAAGAGAUUGAUACAAAGAAAUUAAUGCGAUUAAAUUCAACAUCAGAAUUGGACGAAUUUCUAAAUGAAAGUGGACCAGGACUAAGAGACAGUGGAUGGGUUUCUCAAUUAAAAAGGGCUUAUAGAAGCUCUCAAACUUCAAUAAAGCAUUCAACAUUAAUACAUCUUCUCGAUCAAAUGGAAAAAGCUAUUCCCACUGUUGAAUGGGUAGAUAUUUUUCAAUGGGACAAUAAACUUAUGACAGAAUACUUUUGGCUCCCAGAAGAAGAACUUGGACUUGAACUGGCUAUUAGAUAUGCUGAAGAAAAUUGUGAGGAACUUGAAAAUCCAUCAGAAGCAAAAGAAAAUUUAAAAAAAGUUUUCGAAAUGGUUCAUACGUAUAUUAAAUUUGAAAAAAUGAGAAAAUUUGAAGGCUUUGAUUGGUUUCUUGCUACUAUUUUUGUUAUCUGUAAUGGAGACAUUGAAAAAUGUAAACAGUUUAUAUCACAAUUGGUUCGAUUUCCAUCAGCAGUUUUCAUGUGGAGAGCCUUAGGAUCGGUAGUUGAUCAAGCUAAUGAGGAAGAAGUUGCCACACAAAUAAUUGUUGCUCAACAUAUAGAAUCGAUUAUAAAUAUAGAACUUCCAGCAAUCAGUUAUGCACUUAAAAAUGAAUUUGGCAUCAGAUGGUGGAUUAUUUGUGAUCGAUUACUCACACAAUGUUUCUGGGGUAUUUUAGAAUGGUCAGAAAUUAUGAACUUCUUUAAAGUGUGCAUCUUAAACCCUCCAGAUUAUAUUGUUUAUUAUUGUGUUUCAUUAUUGGAACAUUGUGAGCCAAUCUUGAUGCAAGAUAUUAUUGAUAAAAAAUUUUGGCCUGAAAAUUUGGAUUUAAGCCAGUAUCGAUGUCAUAAUUACUUGGGAUUUAUGGACCGAUUAGCAAAAAAAUAUCAAAAUUCAGUUCUUCCUGCUUUGACACAAAUCAAAUUAAUAAAUGAAGAAUAACUUUAAAAGUUGUAAAUAAU